Pollicipes pollicipes is the source of this 540-nucleotide messenger RNA. RefSeq names its product sericin-1-like. Lineage: Eukaryota; Metazoa; Arthropoda; Thecostraca; Pollicipedomorpha; Pollicipedidae. The record is from RefSeq and is a predicted model, not a curated record.
AUGGCGGUGGUCAAGGUGGCGCCGGCGGUGGCGGGUCUAACGGAGGCUUACAGCGCCCCUGCUCAGCCCUCUGGGGGCUAUGGCGGCCCAUCUUCUUCCUCUGGAUCCUCAGGAGGCUACAGUGCUCCUGCUCAGCCCUCCGGAGGCUAUGGUGCCCCAUCCUCUUCCUCUGGAUCCUCGGGAGGUUACAGUGCUCCGUCUCAGCCUUCUGGAGGCUAUGGUGCCCCAUCCUCUUCCUCUGGAUCGUCAGGAGGCUACAGUGCUCCUGCUCAAACACCCUCCGGAAGCUACGGCGGCCCAUCUUCUUCCUCUGGAUCGCUAUGGGCGCCCCCAUCCUCUUCCUCUGGAUCCUCGGGAGGUUACAGCGCGCCUUCACAGCCUUCCGGCGGCUAUGGCGGCCCAUCGUCGUCCUCUGGGUCUUCGGGAGGAUACAGCGCCCCGUCCCAGCCAUCUGGGGGCUACAGUGCCCCCUCACCGCCCUCUGGAAGUUAUGGUGGCCCAUCCGCUUCUUCUGGUUCUUCCGGAGGUUACAUGAGCUGA